AUGGGCUGGACUGACCGUGAGACUGUGGCCCUCAUCGGCGGCGGCCACACCCUUGGUCGGACCCAUGGCAACUGCAAUCUCACCGGCACCAAGUGGGCGCAGGAUCCCUACAACAACAUCGGGCCCUACUUUGAGGCCACUCCUGGCAGUCUUCGGGGACCCACAGAUGGAACCUGCGGCACCGGGACAGAGGCCGGCCGCGGCAACAACACGGUGUCCUCUGGCUUUGAGGGCCCUUGGACACGCAGCCCAUCGCGGUGGAAUUAUGAUUUCUUCGAUGCCCUGAUGUCGGAGGAAUGGGUGCCUGCAAAGAGCCCGUACGGCAAUGAUCAAUGGCACACACGUGACCGGUCAAGCAAAUUUGCCAAGACCAUGCGCUUGACUGCAGAUGUUUCCCUGAUCGCAGACCAGACCUACCUCCAUUUGGUUGAGGAGUAUGCCGCCGACCAUGCCAAGUUCGAUUCGGACUUCGCCAACGCUUGGUUCAAAUUGGUGCACCGCUCGGAGGACCACCCUCACCAGGACGAUCUGGAGAAGGAUGCCGGCUUCUGCACCAGCUUCGAAUUCCUGACUGCUCAGCAAGAAUUCUUGCCGUGA
This is a messenger RNA of Symbiodinium pilosum, 597 nucleotides long. The record is from the annotation of a GenBank genome assembly. NCBI's taxonomy places the organism in Eukaryota, Dinophyceae, Suessiales, Symbiodiniaceae.